This is a messenger RNA of Lindgomyces ingoldianus, 1650 nucleotides long. Its product is annotated as CenpB-DNA-bind-domain-containing protein. The record is from RefSeq and is a predicted model, not a curated record. The transcript is spliced from 4 exons. Gene Ontology annotation, molecular function: DNA binding. Gene Ontology annotation, cellular component: nucleus. Bases 1 to 1650 code for a protein of 549 amino acids. NCBI's taxonomy places the organism in Eukaryota, Fungi, Ascomycota, Dothideomycetes, Pleosporales, Lindgomycetaceae.
AUGAGCCAGCUGCAAAUGGACCACGAGCAGCAUCACCACCACCAGGACCAGGCCUAUGACGACAGCAACUCGAACUGGGCCGAGACUAACACAUACAGCCAUCCCCACCACCAGUCGCCCGUGCAAGACUACAAUGGCUUCAACAACUAUGCCCCGCUGCCCAUGGAACCGCUUUAUACCACCGGCAUGCACCCACCUAGGACUACUCAUCCGCAACUCCAACCCUUGAUUAUGCCCCAAUGGCCGAGCAUGUUGACCAGCCAGUCGACCUAUGUUCCUCCCAUAUUCCCUUCAGCACCGGUGCCCAUCACGCCGGCAUCCGCAACCCCAGUAUCAGCGACAUCUACCCGAUCGCACACUUCAUCCACCCCACGGAAGACCCUGACGGAUUCGGAUCGCAGGCGAAUGUGUCUCUACCAUGAAGAGCAUCCAACAGUAAAGCAGACUGAGAUCGGAGCAAUGUUCGGUGUGGAGAGAAGUACCGUUUCGAAGGUCUUGCGCCAGAAAGAGAAGUAUCUGUAUCAGGACGACGGAAGCCGUUCACCCAUCAAAAGGUCCAAAGGCAAGUUUCCUGACAUUGAGAGGGCACUUUCGAACUGGGCGCGAAACCAUCAGAGACAAGGCCUGCCUUUAAAUGAUGCCAUGAUACGAGAGAAGGCCAAAUUCUUCGCGACUACAGUGGGCAACUCAGAGAGCCAUCUGAAGGCGAACAGCGCCAGCUGGCUCGAGAAAUUUAAGCAAAAGAAUAAUCUCAUGGGUGCGAAAUCCAGGAAGAGUUCAAUAGCAGAGGAAUCUGAAGGUACUUCGAACCCGCCGUCAAACGCACACACUCCUGGAGGCAUCUCACCGACAUCGCCGAGCGGGGUAGCGUCCCCCUCGCCCAUCACCCUGAAGAAGAGCGAGGAGAAUCUCUCCCUCAAGACAGAAAGCCCUGACAAUUAUGACUUUUCAAAUCAUCAUCGGCCGUUUCAUUCUCAGAGUAACACAUCACUUUCGAGCGUGUUUACGGACACCGCUCCGUCGUCUUUCUCUGCAGGGGCUACUAGUCCCACAUCGCCCUUCUUCACUCCCGACUCAGCGUGCGGAACGAGCCCCUUUAUUGGACAUCAGCAAGCCAGAGGACAGCCUGGAAGCAGCAAUUUUCAGCGACCGCGAAGCCAAACGUUCCCGAUGCUUGUCGGCGUGGAGCAGUACAUGUCGCCACCACCCUCGUCCGACGCCCUAACACCGAAGUAUAUUCACAGCACGGCGCUUGAGUCUCCCAUGGGUGAUGUGCGACCAUCCCUGGCCGCCGUUGAAGAAGCGAUGCAAGCAUCGCCAACCCAGGUUUCUGCCACGAUGCAGCCGCCUCCUGUUCCUGCGUCUCUAUCGCAAUCAACUUCAAUAGGAAUGGAUACUACAUCGCCCAUUACUCCGUCUCAGGAAGAAGCGCGUCGUGCAUUGGAGCUCGUUAUGAGUUUCUUCCAGCAACAACCGAGCGGAUUUGUUGAACCUCAAGAGUAUGUUAUGAUUGGCAAGCUCAUGGAGAAGCUCAAACUCAACCGGAGCUCUCCAAGCUUGCCGUCAGGAAUGCGCCGUGUGUCAGAGCCGGAUUUUGGGAUGGUCCACAAGGUUGAGAACUCUCUCGAUACGAUGAACUCUUCAUCCUGA